Molecule: messenger RNA, 2003 nt
Organism: Aspergillus sclerotioniger CBS 115572
Lineage: Eukaryota; Fungi; Ascomycota; Eurotiomycetes; Eurotiales; Aspergillaceae
Product: fungal specific transcription factor domain-containing protein
Exons: 5
Coding region: 300-1892 (530 amino acids)
Biological process (GO): DNA-templated transcription
Cellular component (GO): nucleus
Molecular function (GO): DNA binding; zinc ion binding
Source: RefSeq, a predicted model, not a curated record
AGGCCCGUGUGUUCCAUGUGCCAACGACUAGAUCAGCAAUGUGUCUAUCUACCCAGGGAGCAGACAGCACUUUCCAGCCCUGCUAGAAAAGUCAAGAAACCAAGAGCCACCAAGGACCGGCUACGGAUGCUCGAGUCCCAGGUCCAUGAUCUAUAUGAUGUUCUCUAGUAUGUACAUCAUUCCAUUCUCACACCCAUUCCUGUGGGACUUAUGGCAUUGGUUCAAGCUCAGCCCCAAGUCGGAUUGGUGACCCAUCAGGGUCCCCUGAGAGAAAUCGAGAUCCCCCGGAUGAUAUAGAUAUGCAGGCCCCGAUGCGAGGGGCUUCAAGUAAUUUUCCCUCUUUCUCAGCAGCAAACCCAUAUCCACCCACACAAACGCUGGAGCAUCUCAUAUAUGUGUAUCGGAGAACGUUGCACCUGCAGCCACUACCGUUAUUCAACAUUGAUACCCUCCGGACUCACCUGACUAGAGCACCCGAAUUCCUUCUUUGGAGCUUCCUAGCCCUCGCUCUGACGUUCUCGAGCCAUGAAUUCUACCAAAAUAAAGAAUCAGAGGCCAGGAAAUUCUAUACACAGUCUGCAGAAGAGGCCGUUCUCAAAAUGGCCAUCGAAGACAUACCCAGAGUCGAGGUCAUCCAAUCAUUAUGCUUGCUUGCUCUAAGACACAUCAAAGAAGGCAAAGAAGCCCAAGCGUGUAUGACGAUAGGGAUGACUUCCCGUCUGCAGGCAUUCCGCACCCUACUCCGCAACCAUUCAUCAGAAGACGGAGACUCCAUGGGCUCCCGAUGUCACUGGAGCGUCUGCAUCCUCGAGAACAUCUUCUGCCCCCAGCUCUCACCCCGUCCAACGAGCCGCACAACUCCGGAAUACCCCCCUAGCGCACCCCUACCGCCUUCCCUCCCCACCGACCCCGAUCUCUCCGACUCAGAAACCUCCCCCAACGACCUCGGCAUCAACGCAUACUACAUCCAACUAAUAUCCCUCUGGGGCGAAACCGCCCUCUACCUACACAACAUACGAUCAGGCUACACCGAAUCUCCCUGGUCCCCGGACUCAACCUAUACCAAGCUCAACUACAAACGAAAUGAAUACGAAUUCCAACUCGCAGAAUGCCACCUCCUCCGCAACGUCGCAUUCACCAAACGUUCCCGGACCGAGAUCCUCGAGCAUCACGAAUACUGGACGCCCUGGAUCUCAAUGCAAAUUAUCACCCACGCAUCCAUUGCAAUUCUCAACCACCCAUUCAUCCACCUAGUCGCCCUCCGCGGAAAUCGCAACGUCUCUCAACCCCGAUUCUUCCUUCAACAAGCAGUCGACCACGCCUUGUUUCAUUCCGGAUGGGUAUUUCGUCUCAUUCAAGCAUGCGAAACACUCACUUUCCCAAUCCAUGACCCUCUUAUUGCACACUUGGUUGCAGCAACAGCCACCAUCUCGUGGAUUUUCCAGUUCGCAAAGGAUAAGAAAAUCGCCGAUAAUGCACGGGAACACCUCGCUGUCGCUGAAACACUAUUGACUCGUAUGGCGACUACCUGGCCACAUAUCUCUCAUAAGCUCCAAACCCUCCUAUCUCUCCAAUCCACCACAACCACCCUCCCCACCUUACUUACAACCAUAUCCUUCCAACCAACUGUCUUCUGGGACUUACUCGAUCCCGAAAUCUGCCCGACCCAACCACCGACGGGCCCCACCACCCCCGGCGCCAGAAUGCGCGUCACAACUCAAUUCGUCCAUCCACUUGUCGAAGAUGACCCCCCACCAUAUCUUAUCCCCAGUACCGCGGGGACCAAUUCCCCGGGUAUAUUCCUCCCCGACGCUCACAAUCUGGAACAUUUAUCACUAGAUGAACUGUUCGGGCAAAUCGGGGAGGAUGAGUUAGCUUGGGUUCGGUAUUAGUCCUUGGUUCGUUGUAGGAGUUAGGUGCUUGGUAGGAGAGGGUUUAUCUUGAUAAGGUAAGGUAAUGUUGGUAGUGAGAAUUAAAGAGGGCAGGAAAUGAGGGGCUUUGAG